Messenger RNA from Thalassophryne amazonica, 1166 nucleotides. It is a transcript of the gene ndnl2, whose product is annotated as necdin-like 2. The transcript is spliced from 11 exons. Bases 129 to 923 code for a protein of 264 amino acids. Gene Ontology annotation, cellular component: nucleus. The record is from RefSeq and is a predicted model, not a curated record. NCBI's taxonomy places the organism in Eukaryota, Metazoa, Chordata, Actinopteri, Batrachoidiformes, Batrachoididae.
AGAAGACGGCGGCGGCGGCAUGGCUGUUGCGUCAUCAAUAUGCGUCUAUCAAAAUAGUGACCAGAAGCGGGAAUUUGACCGUUUGUAAACGAUCUCCGAGGAUAAAUCGGGUAGAGUGUCGUGUCACCAUGACUCAGAGAAAGAAAGGGUCCAGCUCUCAGAACCCAAGGUCUGCGGAUGCUACACUUGCUGAGGAAGAGGAUGGUGAUUUUUCUUUCACUCAGCUGACUACCUCACAGGUUCAGAGAGGCCUUGAAAAGUUCACAACUGCACAGGUUGACCAGAAGACAGCCGAGGUGGUGCAGUAUUUCUUAGUGAAGGACCAAAAGAAGAUUCCUAUACGCCGAGCAGACCUUGUGAAAAAUGUAGUGAAAGAGUACAGACACAUUUACCCUGAGAUCAUGGCGAGAGCAGCACGUACGUUUGAUCAGGUAUUUGGCCUCCUACUGCUAGAAAUUGAUCCCAAAAGUCACAUAUACAUACUGAUCAAUAAGCUGGAGCCGGCUGAUGGAGCCCCACCGAUCGAUAGCCCUGCCAAUCCAAAGACGGGUCUGCUGUUUGUGGUUCUAAGUGUUAUUUUUAUGAAAGGAGGUGUAGUAAAAGAGAGUCUUAUCUGGAAUACACUGAAAAAACUGCGUGUAGACCCUGGAGAGAAACAUGAAGAGUUCGGUGAUGUAAAGAAGGUCAUCACAGAUGAGUUUGUGCGCCAGAGGUAUCUGGAGUUUGUGCGAAUUCCUCACACUGAACCAGUCGAGCACGAGUUCCGCUGGGGUCAACGUGCUGACCUGGAAGUGUCCAAAGCUAAAAUCCUCGAAUUCAUGGGUCAGCUUCAUGAACAGGACCCUCAGAGCUGGACUCAGCAGUACAGAGAAGCCCACUCCACCCCCAACUCCCCACAGGCUAGCACCAGCAGCCAGAGAUAAUGCUGUUCGUGUCAUUACUGAUUCUGCUGUUCGCAUUUUCUUUUUGAAUGUUGUGGUGGUGAAGACUUUAGGAUCACAUCCACUCAUCGUUAUGAACUUUGCUCAUAUCUUUGUUCUUUGUCUGGAAGAGCUCGAUACCACACCCAAACAUUUCAGGUGAACAGUUUAGUUUUAUUGCAUGAACUUUAAGUUGACAGUUACAUUUUUCAAGUUUAGAAAAUAAAAUCUUUAAGAUUAUACAUU